AUGGAGCCCCCCUUAGCCCAUGCCCGCAGAGGGUGCAUCCCCUGGAAUGGACUCCUGCUGGCAGUCUCACUCGUAACCUUCUGGAACCUUCCCACCACUGUGCAACUCACUAUUGAAUCGGUGCCCUUCAAUGCUGCAGAAGGCACAGAUGUUCUUCUACUUGUCCACAAUGUGACAGGGGACCUUCUAGGCUAUGGCUGGUACAGAGGAGAAAGUGUAGAGAACAACCAACUAAUUGCAUCAUGUAGAAUAGACAGUAGUGCAAGUGCCAUUGGGCCUGCACACAGCGGUCGAGAGACAAUAUACCCCAAUGGAUCCCUGCUGUUCCAGAACGUCACCCAGAACGACACAGGAUACUACACCCUGCUCAUUACAAAGAAUGAUUUACAGACUGAAAGACUAGCUGGACAACUCCGCGUAUACCCGGUGGUGCCCACCCCCGUUAUCACCAGCAACAACUCCAACCCUGUGGAGCAGGACACUGUAGUGUUAACAUGUGGGCCUGAGACUCAGGACACCUCCCACACAUGGUGGGUCAACAAUCAGAGCCUCCCCAACAGCACCAGGCUGGAACUGUCUGAGGACAACAGGACGCUCACUUUAUUCCAUGUCACGAGGAAUGACACAGGACCCUAUAUGUGUGAAACUCAGAACCCAGUGGGUGUCAGCUGCAGUGACCCAUUCACCCUGAAUGUCAUCUACCCAGUGGCACAGCCCUCCAUCGAAGCCAGCAACACCACAGUCACAGAAAAUGAGAAUACCGUGGUCCUGACCUGCCGCACAAAUGACACUGGGAUCUCCAUAUGCUGGUUUUUCAAUGGCCAGAGUCUACUGCUCACGGACAGGAUGAAGCUGUCCCCAGACAACAACACCCUCACCAUCAACCCCGUCAGGAGGGAGGAUGCCGGGGAUUAUCAGUGUGAGGUCUCCAACCUGGGCAAUUCCAGCAAAAGUGACCCCCUCAGGCUGGAUGUGAAAUAUGUUUCAACACAAGGAAGUUCUUCUGGCCUCUCAGGUGGUACUGUCGCUGGCAUCGUGAUUGGAGUCCUGGCUGGGGUAGCUCUGAUAGCAGCCUUGGUGUAUUUUCUGUACAUCAGAAAAACUGGAGAGGCAAGUGACCAGCGCGAUCUCACAGAGCACAAAUCCUCAGACCACAACCAGAGUCAGGGCCACUCUGACAAUCCACCUAACAAGAUUGACGAAGUUGCAUAUUCUGCCCUGAACUUCAAUGCCUGGGAAUCAAAGAAACCAACUUCAGCCUCCCCAUCAGCCACAGAAACAGUUUAUUCAGAAGUGAAAAAUAAGUAA
Molecule: messenger RNA, 1308 nt
Organism: Mesoplodon densirostris (Blainville's beaked whale)
Lineage: Eukaryota; Metazoa; Chordata; Mammalia; Artiodactyla; Ziphiidae
Product: carcinoembryonic antigen-related cell adhesion molecule 7-like
Exons: 8
Coding region: 1-1308 (435 amino acids)
Biological process (GO): regulation of immune system process; signal transduction
Cellular component (GO): cell surface; plasma membrane
Molecular function (GO): protein tyrosine kinase binding
Source: RefSeq, a predicted model, not a curated record